AAAGGAUCCGUAAACGAAAUCGAAGGUGAUAGAACCCAACCGUUCUUUGACUUGAUAUUCUUUGGCGCCAAACAUUUUAUUGGUAUUUUUCAGGGAUUUUGAAUGUUUAACUAUUAAAAUUUAGUAAAAAAACUAUCAAUAGUAUAGAGGGUUGAGAUGAAGGUUAAAAAACCGAGAGCAAAUGCCAAAGACAAGUCCCCGGGAGGUGCACGGUCCCCUCCGCCCAAUCAGAUGGAGGUUGACCAAGAUUCAGACUCUGACCAGGAAGAAUUUCCUGUACAAGAAGGAGGGAUUAAUAUUCCGACCCGAGAGGGAAACAUCUACAUUCCACCAGCUCCUCCUGCGACAUGCUCCCUGGACAGCAAGGGGCCUCGUCUGAUAAUCACACAUAUUGAGAAUGAAAACUUUAAAAGCUACGCUGGCAGAAGGGUACUUGGUCCAUUUCAUAAAAGUUUCACUUGCAUCGUCGGACCCAACGGCAGCGGCAAGAGUAAUGUGAUUGACUCUAUGUUGUUUGUGUUUGGAUACCGAGCUACCAAAAUCAGAAGCAAAAAGAUUUCUACCAUGUUGCAUAAAUCUGAGAACCACACCAACGUCCAGAGCUAUACAGUCACCGUCCAUUUCGCCAAAAUUAUUGACAUUGAUGAUGAUAACUUUGAGUUUGUGCCCAACUCAAAAUUUUACAUUUCAAGAACGGCUUUUGCUGACAAUUCUUCUUUCUACACGAUCAAUGGAAAACGGACAAAUUUCAAACAAGUGUCGACUUUGUUGUUAGAUCAAGGCAUUGAUCUGAUCCACAACCGAUUCCUCAUUUUGCAGGGAGAAGUUGAGCAAAUCGCUAUGAUGAAGCCCAAAGCUCAAACCGAGCAUGACACAGGAAUGUUGGAGUACCUUGAAGACAUCAUCGGCACCUCUAGGUUUAAAACUCCCAUAGAGAAGCUGGCUGCGGAAGUUGAGGUACUCAAUGGUGAAAGGGUUGAGAAGCUCAACAGAGUAAAGCUCGUAGAGAAGGAACGAGACGCUCUGGAGGGUCCGAUGACAGAAGCCAUCGAGUUCCUUGAGACUACCAACGAGCUCAUGCGGCUCAGAAACGAACUCUUCCAGUCUCAACAAUAUGGGUAUAGAAUGGAAGUAGAAAAGAAUGAAAAAGAGAAGAAAGAAAAAGAAGAUGGCAUGAGUGAGUUAAAAGCUAAAAUGAAAGAAUUGGGAAGUAAACAAGAAGAAUUGCAGAAAGAAAUCAAGAAGAAAGAAAAAGAAUACGAUGGAAUAUUGAGUGAAAAAGAAAAGAACAAUACAAGGUACAACCAGAUGAACACACAAAAUGCAGCAUUUGCUGAAGAGCUGAAGCAAGUCAACAACAAGCGUAAGAAAGUCAAGGACCAGCUGAAAACCGAAGAGGAAAAGUUGACAGCGGCAGAAGCAAUACCGGAGAAGAACCAGAAGGAGAUAGAAGAUUUGAAGAAGGUCCUGGAGAAGUGCAACAGUCAGAGAACCAAGGAACAGGAGGAAGUGAGCCGAGUAUUGGCUUCACUACAGGAGGAGACGAGAGAGCUGCAGGACCAGAAGGAUAAACUACAGGCGGAGCUGAGUGGGCUGAAGCAGACCGUGGACCAGGCUCGCUCUAAGCAUGAUUUGGCGGAGUCAGAGAUGAAGAUUUACCUGAGCAACGAACAAAAAGAAAAGAGUAAACUAGAACAGUUCAAAGCAACGUUGGAUAAAGUAGUGGACAAACUGAAAGACAGAAAAGCCGCUGUGGCCGAGCUGGAGGUGAAGCUGCCUAAGGCUCGGGAGGAUCUGAGUCAAGCGCAGGCCGAGCUGGCGCAGGUAAGGGAACAGGAGGCCAUUGCUUCACAAGAAUGGGACCGGCGCAGGACUACUCUGGAGGAGCGCCGGGUUGCCAUGAACGCCAACCGGAGCCGCAACCGCGUGCUCGAUUUUCUGCUCACUCAAAAGCGGGAGGGCGCCAUCCCCGGCAUAUUUGGUAGGCUGGGAGAUCUGGGUGCUAUUGAUGACAAAUAUGACAUCGCCAUCUCCACCGCGUGUGGCGCGCUGGACUUCAUCGUAGUAGACACGGUGGCGACCGGUGAGGCUUGCGUAGCUGCACUCAAACGUCACAACGUCGGCCGCGGGACGUUCAUAGCGCUGGAGAAACAGGAGUACCUCCGGAACACCUACAGUCGCCCGUUCAACACGCCAGAUGGUGCGCUAAGGCUGUUCGACCUGAUCAAAGUGGCUGAUGACCGUAUCCGCCCGGCUUUCUACUACGCUAUCAGAGACACAUUGGUCGCCAACGACCUCGACCAGGCGACUCGCAUCGCCUACGGACGUCAACGACAUCGAGUCGUAACUCUGAAGGGCGAACUCAUCGAGCUCCAUGGUACAAUGUCUGGUGGUGGAGGAGCCCCAGCCCGAGGCAGGAUGGGACAGUCUGUUGCCAUGACAGUAGACAUGUCCCCCUCAGAGAUGGGCCGCAUGGAACAGGCUGUCACCGACCUGGAGAAGCGAGUGCGCCAAUUGCGCAACCGAACAUCUCAACUGGAGGGUACCAUUGAGACUCUCACUCGUGACGUCAAACUUUGGUCAACCGACCUCAACAAGUUCAAAGUGGAAGUGGAUGGCCUGAGCAGCCAGGAGCCGGUGUUGAGACAGCAGGUAAAGGCUCAGGAGGCCAGAGUCAAGGAAGUGGCUCCGGACCAGAGCACUGUCAAGAAGAUGAAGUCCACUGUCGAGGCAGCUAAGAAAGAGUUGGACAAGGCCGAGGGUUCAGCUGGAAAGGUAGAGGAGAAAGUAAAGACAGUCCAUGAGGAGAUCUUGAAGAUUACUGGCGGCCGAACCAACGCAGCACAGAAAAAACUUAACGAAGUAAUCAAAAAGGCGGACAAAAUCAGCUCUGAAAUCACAAAACUUGGAGUAGCUAUCAAGACAGCUGAAAGGAACACAAAAAAAUCCAAAGAAGCAAUCAAGAAUAUGGAAGCUGACAUUGAGCAGAUGCAGGAUAGACUUAUCAAGAUAAAGGAAGACAAGGAUAAAAUCACUGAGGAAGCGAAAGAAGUUCUAGCUGCACUAGAAGACCUCUCUAAAAAAGAAAUUGAACUUGAACAAGUUUUGACUGACCUGAAGGCAGAAAUCGCUGAUAUUGUCAAGGAAGAGAAUACUCUAAAAGCUUCAAGGUUAGAAGAAGACAGAGUCAUCAAGAAUUUAACUGCAACCAUAAAUGACUUCAAGGCGAAAAUAGCACACAAAGAUAGAGAGCUUGGGAAACUUGAACUGAGAAAGAUCCCCAAAAAAGAAGUGGACUUGGAGCUUCCCAAGUAUGGUGAUGAACAUCUCUCUGAGAUUGACAUUCGAAAACUCGAAUACAAGACAACAACUGUCCAAGCUCAUCUGGAGAAGCAGAAACCAAAUUUGAAAGUGAUUGAUGAUUAUUAUGAGAAGCUUCAGCAACUAGAGCAGCGUACCAGAGAACUGGAAGAGGUUACGGAGAAGCGCAACGAGGUGAGAACGUGGCAUGACAACGUGCGCAAGUCUCGUUUGAAUGAGUUCAUGGCUGGCUUCACCAUCAUCACGGACAAGUUGAAGGAAAUGUACCAGAUGAUCACACUUGGCGGGGACGCAGAGUUGGAACUGGUUGACUCACUGGACCCGUUCACUGAGGGAAUUGUGUUCAGUGUGAGGCCACCUAAGAAGUCGUGGAAGAACAUCUCCAAUCUGUCCGGAGGUGAGAAGACACUGUCAUCACUUGCGCUUGUGUUUGCCCUCCAUUACUACAAGCCUACGCCUCUCUACGUCAUGGAUGAGAUUGACGCUGCACUGGACUUCAAGAACGUCUCAAUCGUUGGACAUUAUAUCAAGGAGAGAACUAAAAACGCCCAGUUUAUCAUAAUCUCGCUGCGAGCCAACAUGUUUGAGCUAGCUGACACGCUGGUGGGCAUCUUCAAGGUUCACAACUGUACAGACUCAGUUACCAUCUUGCCGCCUGUGUACAGCGGAUCCACGGACGUGGUACAGAAGCCAGUCCGAGAUCAUUCGACAGCAUUGAAAGAACCCAACUUCAGCCACAGCCCGCCACGGAAGAUCGCCAAAAGAACACCUCUGGAAGAAAAUCGAGACAAGUGAUUACAGAACAUAGUCGAUAACCGUCCCGUUAAAAAAAUUACUCAACUUAUUGAACAUGUGCUUGCUUGGUUCUCGUUUUUAAAACAUACGACAGUUUUCACUUUUAAAAGGUUUUUUUAAUUUGAAAAGUAUUUAUUGAUGUGUUAAUGCUGAACGGCUUUUUUUCUUUGAAGUGACGAUUUUUUUUACAAGUAUUAAAUUGUACUUAGUGCAUUUUUUGUUGUUUAAGUUUUCAGCAAUAUUCUCACUGUACAUCAUAACAUAUUUGUGGAGGGUUCAAUGUUAGAGUCGUUUGUAACUUUGUUUUAAUAUAAGCAUAACUGUGUGCCUUCAAUGUUCAUAAAACCAAUCUAAAAAUCCUUUACCGGUUUGAUUUAAAAUGGAACUUAUUCAAAGAUGUCACAAUUUAUUUUUGUAUGAUAGCUGUAUAUAUAAUUUACAAUCUGUUAAGAGUGUGUAUAAAGUUUAUGUAUAUAAUUAGAUACUUGGAAAGUGACAGUUGGAGGUGAAAUUUCAAAACAAUGCAAUAGGCGUAGCGCAUGUAGGGGUAUAUAUACCACACAAACUGUUUUGGUUGGGUAAUGUACUGUCAGUAUGUCUCUCUAACAUAAUCUUCGGGACUUUAUCUGUUAUAUAUUUGUUAAAAAUACAAAACUUAAAAAUAUUUUAAUAUCUAUCUACAUGUUUGUUAAUGCAAUUGAAAUAGAAACGAAAAUAUUCCAAAAAUUUUCAAGUUUUCUUGUUUUUAAACUGUUUUUACCCCGUUAUAUUACUACUACCUCAAAAUAAAUUAUAACGUUCAUCUUAGUUUUUUGUAGCUUAACUUAUUAAUAGUCUUAACAGUUAAUAACAUUCCAGACAGCCAGGUUUUCACAGGAAUUUGUUUCUAAUGUGUGUAAAUCCUUAUCAGUACUGUCUUCAUUGUUUAUAUGAUCGGCCUUUAUUUCUAUGUUUAAUUUUUGUAUUUGGAAAAAAAGAGUUAAAACUUUUAA
This is a messenger RNA of Macrosteles quadrilineatus (aster leafhopper), 5108 nucleotides long. RefSeq names its product structural maintenance of chromosomes protein 4 (gene glu). Gene Ontology annotation, cellular component: chromosome. Gene Ontology annotation, molecular function: ATP hydrolysis activity; ATP binding; protein binding. The coding region runs from base 157 to 4116 and encodes 1319 amino acids. NCBI's taxonomy places the organism in Eukaryota, Metazoa, Arthropoda, Insecta, Hemiptera, Cicadellidae. The record is from RefSeq and is a predicted model, not a curated record. Gene Ontology annotation, biological process: mitotic chromosome condensation. The transcript has 23 exons.